CCCAGAGAUGGGGAACCAGAAGUAAAGAUCUUAUCUGAUCAGACUAUCAAAAUUGUGAAGAAUCACUUCAGUUUGCCAACCGGUAAAACGGAUCUGCUGAAACCACCUGACCAUUUCCCUCCUGCAGUGUGUCGGUACACAUUAAAAGAGAUGUCGCUUGUGUGGUAUAUCUAUGGUGGAAGAGACUUUGAGUCAUCGUGUGACGAGAGGAAUUCACCAGGGUCACGUAGUCCUAGUUCACCCAGUAGUAAGACUAGUACACCUGAGAAGACAAGGUCAAAAGUCAUGACAGGAUCUCCUUCAUUCGCUGGUAACAGAGGUGGUACCUUAGGGUGGAAGUCAAGGGGAGGGCCUUGUCGAAAACUUGACGUACUCAUGGAGCUGCAGAUGAAUAAGGUUCGGAUGCAGUAUGAAUUGUACCCUGAAAACACAGAACAGGCAUCCAGACAGAUUCUAUUGAUAAAUGAUAUUGAAAUCCGAGAUAGGCUCAUUCAUUCUCAAAUCAACAAGUUCUUGUAUCAAUAUACAUCAGAAGACCGGCCGAGACAAGCCCAUGCAAACAUGCUAAUGGUCAAAUUCUUACAUAUCCGACCUGAUCCUCUUAUACCACGUGAAGAGUGUUGCCUUAGAGUCGCUGUACAACCGCUAAGGCUAAAUAUUGAUCAGGAUUCACUUUUUUUCCUGAGGGACUUUUUCAGUACUUUAUCUGAUGGAGUGGUUCCAGUGCAUUUGGCAGAGCAUAAAGCAAAUGCAGACGUAAGUUCAGGUACCCCGGCAGCUUUCCCAAUACCAGUUCAACCUGUUGUCACAGCAACAGAUGAUACAUCAUCAUUGUCAUCUUUGCAAUCCAGUGAUACCCAGGAGCUAGAGAGCAGCACAUCCACUGUGACCUCCAGUUGUAUUGCGCAGGGUAGUGAACCAAAAGUUGUCAGUGCAGACCCACCUGUAUUUUACAGGUCUUUCAGCUUUGCACCAGAAGUUCCUAUACGAUUGGAUUAUCAAGGCAAACACUUAGCAUUGGAAGAGGGUACAUUUACUGGUCUUCUCAUUGGUCUUGGCCAACUGAAUUGUUCUGAAUUGAAGUUGAAAAGGUUCCAGCACAGACAGGGAUUACUCGGUUUAGAUAAAGUGGUGAAUUACGCUUUGAAUGAAUGGAUGACGGAUAUUAGAAAUAACCAGUUACCAAGUAUACUAGGUGGAGUUGGACCAAUGCACUCUCUUGUACAGCUAGUUCAAGGGGUGGUUGAUUUAGUGAGAUUACCCAUAGAGCAAUAUCAAAAAGACGGUCGCAUCGUUAGAGGUCUACAGAGAGGUGCUCAUUCAUUUACUACAUCCACUGCCAUGUCUGCCUUAGAACUUACCAAUAGACUAGUACAAGCGGUACAGGCUGUAGCUGAGACGACCUACGACAUGGUAUCACCGGGACCCAGCGUCUCAAGAUACACCUAUGGCAGUGGUGGUCAGUUCGUGCAGCAUAGACUAGCUCAUCAGCCAGCUGAUCUCAGGGAAGGCAUGGCUACAGCUUACAAAGUUGUCGCUGAGGGUUUGGGUGAUACAGCAGACAAUAUAAUGCGGGUAGCUAGAGAGGAACAUGUACACAAAGGUGUCUCCGGUGCCGUGGGUGGAGUGAUGCGUCAGAUACCUUCGACUGUAGUCAAACCACUCAUCCUGGCCACGGAAGCAACGUCCAGCGUUCUUGGUGGUGUCAGGAAUCAGCUGAAACCAGAUGCAAGAAAGGAAGCUACUGACAAAUGGCGGCUGAAACAAAAUUGAGUUAGCUAUAAGGACUUUCAUGUGGAUUUUUAACUUUGUGGGUGUGGCUAUGGGCUGGGUGGGUUGAGGGUCAAAUACAUACAAUCAGUGUUCUAAUCCAGUGUUAACACUCAACUAAAUUAACUACUCUAUUAAAAAACAUUUGCGUACUACCAUAUACCUCAUUUAGUAAAUAACAACAUUUUUGCGGCAUAGUUAAUCACAUCACUUUAUAAUAAUUCCCGGUGGACACUUGACUUCACUAAGGGUCACAUGAUCAAACCCCAUUUUUGAUGAGUAUAUUGCACAAUAAUUUAGUUCUGUCAUUUUGUACAGUAAAUCUAUCAUUGAACAUCAUGACCAUGGUUAACUACUAAUUUAUAAUUUGGAUCCUGAUUACUAUUAAUUUAAUGAUUUGUUUCAUUAAAAGCCCAAGUUUGCAGAUACCACACACUUGUGUCCAUGUAUAUUUGUUCCAUUCAGGAAACAGGCAGAAUAAUUUUACCUUAAAAAUGAGUUAUGAUUCAUCAAACAAAUGAGAGUAUACAUUACUGACGACCCCUUACUCUCUAUUAGAAUGGUAUUACCUUGAAAUGUAACACAUCUUUCAUCUGGAAAACCAAUUACUUUUAAAAACAUCUGUGUGUUUUUUGUCUAUAUUCAUUAAUCCUCUGCUCGUCUGAAGCAUGAGGCACCAACGCAACUUUUCUAGCCUUUACAACUCUGAGCAAACCAGUGGAUCUUGUUCAGUCCAUGGUUCCUUUCCAAUGAUUUGACUUUCUGUAUGUCUUUUUUGGCAUUGCUGUAGCAUUUUUUUUUUCAUGUUGGGUUGGUGUCCAUUCGCAAAACCCUUCUUUCUUAUUCUGGAUUUGAGACCAGGCAUUAUUAUCUUAUUAAAUAUCUCCAUUUACUGUACAUACAUGUAAUAGGUCUCAUCAAAAUUGGACGAGUAAAGUAGGCUUAGGCUGUAUUUAUGAGUAUAUCCUGAUUUCAUAUUUUCA
Molecule: messenger RNA, 2753 nt
Organism: Saccoglossus kowalevskii
Lineage: Eukaryota; Metazoa; Hemichordata; Enteropneusta; Harrimaniidae
Product: autophagy-related protein 2 homolog B-like
Biological process (GO): autophagy of mitochondrion; piecemeal microautophagy of the nucleus; autophagosome assembly
Cellular component (GO): phagophore assembly site; phagophore
Molecular function (GO): protein-membrane adaptor activity; phosphatidylinositol-3-phosphate binding
Source: RefSeq, a predicted model, not a curated record